Messenger RNA from Pieris macdunnoughi, 1254 nucleotides. Lineage: Eukaryota; Metazoa; Arthropoda; Insecta; Lepidoptera; Pieridae. The record is from the annotation of a GenBank genome assembly.
AUGGAUGGUAAUGCGCGAUUUACAUCCGUUGAGAGUGAGCAGUCGGGUAGAAAAUGGAGCAUCGUGCUUAGGCUAAUACGAUCAGUGGUGGAGGAGCCAGAGUUCACAGAAGUCAUACAAAACGUAACGGUUCCUGCGGGUCGCAGCGUGCGGCUCGCUUGCUCCGUCAAAAACCUCGGCUCCUAUAAGGUGGCGUGGAUGCACUUUGAACAGUCCGCUAUACUGACUGUGCAUAAUCACGUUAUUACGAGGAACCCACGGGUGAGCGUGACUCACGACAAACACAGGACGUGGUUCCUUCACAUUUCCGACGUGCGGGAGGAGGAUCGCGGUCGCUACAUGUGUCAAAUUAAUACAGUCACAGCCAAAACACAGUUUGGAUAUUUACAUGUUGUUGUGCCGCCGUCCAUCGACGAUUCCUUGAGUUCGAGCGACGUUAUCGUCCGAGAGGGCGCGAACGUCACUCUGACCUGUCGGGCUAAUGGCUCUCCUAAGCCGACCAUCAAGUGGAAACGAGAUGACAACUCAAAAAUCUCCAUCAGCAAAGGCUAUACUGUUUCAGAAUGGGAAGGCGAAGUAUUAGAAAUGGCAAGGAUAUCCAGAUUAGAUAUGGGAGCGUAUUUAUGCAUCGCCAGUAAUGGAGUCCCACCUACAGUCUCAAAGCGAGUCAAAGUUAGCGUAGACUUUCCCCCAAUGUUAUGGAUACCUCAUCAACUCGUCGGUGCACCGCUUUAUUACAAUGUUACGCUAGAAUGCUUUACCGAGGCCCAUCCAACUUCAUUAAAUUAUUGGACUCGAGAUGACGGACAUAUGAUACACGAGAGUCCUAAAUACCACAUGGAAAAUACCGUUGGAUUGCCAGCAUAUAAAACACAUAUGAGGCUACUUAUACGUCAUAUAGUUUCAGAAGAUUACGGCACUUAUAAAUGUGUAGCUAAAAAUCCGAGGGGAGAGUCCGAUGGAACGAUACGCUUAUACACUUCUUCGCCACCUACAACUACACCAGACCCAAGGGCGUUGACACAACCACCGCCAUCUAAGCCACCACGACGGGACACUCCAAGUACAGACAAAGGAACGAAAUAUCAAUCAAACUUGAACGAGAUCGAUAAAGGGAAGCAGAAGCCAGACGAGGGAGGCGUAAAGACGCAUCUUAACUGGGUGGGAGGUGCAUCACAGGUCACAGAUGAAGCCACCGAUAACAGAUAUCAAACCUGGAUUUUAAUUUCAAUUUUUGUUUAUGCAUUACUGUAG